CAGUGCCACCAAAGAUCCGAUACGCGAUGGACCGUGCCACCGCGCCAGAGUUAGAGAAAAUAAACGCGAAUGAUCACGAAUAUGGAAUCGCUAAUGAAAACCCUAAGCAUAAGGUUUACAGUGAAGUUCAGCCGACAUAUUUACCAUUUUGGAGACAGGCCUUCAUAGCUUUUGGUUCCUUCAUGAUGUCUUUUAGUGCGGGGGCGACGGCGGGAAUCUCGGCAAUCCUUAUUCCGCAGUUACAAAAUGAAAAAGGGCAUAAUAAAUAUCCACUUGAAAUGGAGUCUUGGCUGGCGGCCAUAGCAUCGCUAGCGUUAGUAUUUGGAAAUAUGAUAUCUGGAUAUCUAAUGGACAGACUCGGAAGAAGAGCGUCUCAAAUAUUAUUAUCAGUAUUUUACAUAGGAGGAUGGACAAUUAUUGGUUUUGCUGGCAACAUACAUUUUAUAUUGCUUGGAAGAUUUAUAACAGGAUUCUGCCAAGGAUGGCUAGGUCCUUUGGGGCCAGUUUUUGUCGGUGAAAUAAGCUCACCCGCAUACAGAGGAUUGUUUUUGGCUGGCCUGUCUUUAAGUAUAGCGUCCGGAGUAUUUAUGUCACAUCUGUUUGGAACUUAUCUGCAUUGGAGCCACGCUUCUCUGCUUUGCGGUGCAUUUCCUUUGAUUGGAUGUAUUAUACUAUAUUUUGCACCAGAGUCACCCGCUUGGUUGGCAUCAAAAAACCAAAUUGAAAGGUGUAUACAAUCUUUUCAAUGGUACAGAGGCACUAGCCCUGCGAUGAAGCUGGAACUCGAGAAGAUGAUAGCAGACCAAACAAAAAAGAGGGAAGAAAAGAGCAAGAUUAAAACACUAACAGAUAACAUAAAGAAACCUGAAUUUUGGAAGCCGCUGUGUAUAAUGAUAGUGUUCUUUAUAGUUACCCAGUUAUCUGGUAUUAACGUCAUAUGUGCAUACACCACCAAUAUAAUGGAAGUACUAAUAGGUACCGACAAGAACACAUAUGCUGCUAUGCUAGCAACUGAUAUUUUACGCGUAAUUGCAUUGGUUACAGCAUGUAUUUUACUGCGAAAAAUAGGACGACGUCCCUUAGCUAUUUUUAGUGGAGUUUUUACAACCCUAUCCUUAAUAUCUCUAGCGUUUUAUCUUUAUCUUAUUGAACUGCGUAUUAUAAGACAUAUAUCUCCUUUUGUAUCCUUAGGUUUAAUGGCAAUUUAUGUAUUUGUGUCAAACUUAGGAAUAUCUCUACUACCUUGGAAUAUGGUUGGUGAAUUGUUUGCCACUGAAACAAAGGGGUUGGGUUCUGGGAUAAGCGUCAUGAUGACUUCACUUUCCUAUUUUGCGACGAUCAAAACUGCUCCAGCUAUGUUCCAAGGAUUGGGUCAUCACGGUACCUAUUUGUUUUAUGGCAUUUCUACUCUAUUAGGUACAAUAUUUUUAUAUUUUUAUCUACCUGAGACUAGAGAUAAAACUUUGUUGCAAAUAGCGGAAGAGUUUAGGUAUGGCAAAAAAGGCAAAUCAAAAGAAUUAACGAAUUUAACAGCCGCCUGAUUAUGAGUUGUUUCAAGUAGGUGACAUGGUGAUAAAGGAAUAUAAGAAUUUUAAAAUAUUAGUCAUAAUAACAUGGUCAUUCCAUUAUGUUAAGACGUAUUAUAUUUUAAGUAGAAAGCAAAUUUUAGAAAUGCUGCAAAAGCAUGGUAAGUUUGACUACAUUUUUACGAAAUUCUUUAACGAUAUAGUAAGAAGGUACCUGUAUCUAAUUAAUAUACAUUAUUUCAUUAUGUAAUCAAGAAACAUAUUGUAACUGUCAGAUACAUUAUUAUUACUACUUAACCUAGUGAGAUAAAAUCAUGCACCAAAGGACAUUGUUACACAUUUUUAAGUUUUAUUGAUUAUUACAAAUUGAUAUUAAAUCUAAUAAAUAGUGUAGUGAUAAAACUAGAUAUCAAUUAGGAUGUUUUCAUUCAGUUUCCAAAUUAUGUAGCUACUUAUUCGAGGUCAAAUACAUUAACUUUUAAUAGUAACCUUCAAUGCGAUAAGAUUAGUGCAUCGGAUAAUUUAUCAAAAUCACUAUUAUUGAUAGUUUAGAAUACUAAGACACGAUUAUUUUUCUUGAAAAUGAUAGAAUGGGCCAUUUGUUUAUCAAGGGGUAGUUGGUUAUGCAUCGGUGCCCUAUUCGCUUAUAAAAACCUGAAGUCUAUUUCACAGUACGUUAGAGACGGACAAGUGGCACGCGUCGUCGCUAAAUUACAAACAUCUUCCUGUUUUGACACGUGUAUAUAACCUUUUAAGUGCACACUCCACGAUGAUUCGCUAACAUCUGUGAACCACUUCUUCGGAAACCAAAAAUUCCCACGUUGGAUGAAACGCGACGGGUUUUUGUCAGAAACAAAAAAAUCAGGAAAACAGCUGGAGAGUGCCUACGGUGAACGUCUAUUUUAAGACAACCUCCAUUCACGGAGAUAGUUUAAGGAACAAAAUGAGAAGAUUAAACCUAAGUUAAGUUUUAAAGUCGUUUAACAAACUUUAUUUAGGAAACAGAUGAGUUUUGUGCACUUGAGUAUUUUAUAGCGUUUAUAAUGCAAUUCUCUUAACAAUGACAUAUAUAUAUGUUUGUCUCGCAAAGUCGCCGUUAGUUACGUAUAAUGGACGUAAUGAUCUUUUUACGUAACCUUGUCAAACUCAAAGUUUUGCUUUAAAAAGACCGAGAUGUUUUGAACAAAAAUCUAUUUACAAGCUGACUUAGUAUGCUUAUACUACGAACCAAAAUACAUCAAAUGAUUAAAAUAGUACCUACAGUUCAAAAAAUGAAAAGAAUUUGAAAUUAUUAAUGAGACGAAUAAAAAAAUGCGUGGGAUAGCAAAAAAAAGAAGGCUAAUAAAAUCGAAAUCGGAAAACGAAAACUUUUAUAAGGAAGCUUAGGGAACGCGUUAAAAUUACCUUUUAUUUCCACGUCAAGUAGUUCCUGUGCUUUCAUUUGUUUAUUCCAUUGUGCGUAAUGCAUAUCAUAUCAUAGUCUAUGCGAUGGUUCGCUUGGAGCGGAACGAAUAUUUAAUAAUAAGACACGUGGCAGAACGGAAACUGUACACGUGUUAUCAAUUAGAGUGGAAUGGUAUAAAAAAUUUAGAAUAAUCCAAAUGCUCACCCUUAAGUGGGCGGAGUUGUUAACAAAACACAAGCAGGGUUUUAUUGAAAACUUUGUUGACCUAUCACGAUUGUACGGCGAACUAACUGUUACCCGAUUCUUCGACUAUAAUGUAUCCCAUAUACAUUUUUUUUCACUACAAGUUAGCCCUUGUCUGCAAUCUCAGAUGGCAAAUGAUGAUGUAGUCUAAAGUGGUGACAGGCUAACCUGUAAGAGGUAUGGCAGCCAUAUUAAACCCAUACCUCAAAAAUCUCAAAAUUAGGUCGUCAAAUAGAGGUCCCAAAUUUUCUUCUUGCCAAAUUAUGUUAUGUCCGUUUAACUGAUAUUUUGUUUAGGCAUAGUACCUAGUCUCCAAUCUUGCUGCCAAUGCCGCCUUGAAGUAAACUUUUAUAUAUUUUAGGGCUUUAAAACAGAAGUUUGCAAAUUUUUUGGUGCUUGAAGUGAUCUUGCAUGUAGUUCAAGGCGCCAUAAUUAGAGGAUACUGUAAUAAUGGUUAUAUUUAAUAACAGCAUGGUUCCUAGAUUCUUUCCAAUUUAAAAAGUAUCCUACGUUCAUUUCGAGGGCGCAAGCUAUAUCUAUAUUUCAUGAAGUUCGUGUAACUGUUGAACCGAAUAUAACGAUAUGUAACAAACACUUUUUGGAAUUUAUAAUAAUUGUAUGUCUCUGUAUAAACAUUUUAGAUGAAGAUAACAACUACCAAUUAUCAUCUUGUUUCAAUUAAAUGAAGUUUCCAACUUUGUUUUGCUGAACGUAGUAUAUUCCUAUUCACCAUAUUGCGCAAUGAUUUGUACUUUGUAUGUAAUACAUAAUGUUUCAUCAUCUAAUAUUAUUAUCGUCCUCAUACACUUAGAUAGUGUAGUUUUCUAAGAUAAAGAUUUACAAAAAACAGCUUUUCUGUAAAUCUUUAUGCAAAGAAAUAGUUUGCAUCCUUGAGACGGCUAUACGCUAAAAAAUUAUCCCGGGAAAAUAAAGGGUUCCUACAGGAUUUUUAUAACCCAAAAGGAACGCAGAUGAAGUUUCGUGCAACAGCUAGUUAGUAAUUGCCUAAUAGAUAUAUUAGAUUGAAUAAAUUGUUUCAUGUGUUCUCCAAGAUGAAACAACGCAAUUUUACUAACAUCGGGGAUUGAGUCGUCUCAGCCUACGGUGCUUGAUCUUGAUAUACCCGUAGUUUGUGCAGUUUGUACAUUAUAUUUAAUACCAAAAUAAUACAGAAUAUUAAUUGUAGGACAUAGGAAAUGACAGCAGCAUACGGGAUAUUAUAAAAUCGAUUUAGCUAUUCAGGAAAUGGUUUCUACCUAUAUGUAGAUUUUACAUAUUUCUUGGGUUCCGUUGUCGACAACUGUUACUGUGUGAUAGUUUCGCAAUAUACCUGUCUGUCCUUCCGAGGCUUACCUCGUAUAAUGGAAUAAAAAGUUAAAAAAACCAUUUUAUUGAGGAUACCUCUAAUAAUAUGAUUAGUUUUUUUUUAUUUUCAUCUAUCGUAAUAUAGUUUGUGGGGUCGAAACUAAAAUAAAGCCAAGUUGAACCAGCCUCAUAGUCAUUGCAAAAAACUGAUAGAGUUAACUCGUAUGGCGUAAAGACGUAUGAUUUUAAUUGAAAAUUACUUAGAUGAAGUUGUUAAGUACAUGAACUAUGUAAAACGAUGGAAUAAUAACACUAGUAUAAAAAUCAACAAGACCGGUUUUUUUAAAUUUAAUUCGACCAAUUUACAAGUUUACGUUUAAGUGCUCUUUUGAAAUACAUUAUGUUAAGUAGACAAGUUACCUUAGGUACAUGUUUUUAAGAGUUCCGCAGAUACCUAGGUACUAUUACAUUAUUCUUUGUAAUCGUUUUAGAACGAAAUAAUAUCUUAUACUUAUCGUCUUAUUGUGAUGAAUAGAUGUUGUUUUAAUAAACGCACUGGAAAAUUACUCGUAAUUAAAUGUAAACAUAUUUAUAUUGGAGAUAAAAAAUUAGUCCAAUAUCAUCCAUUCGCUGAAAGAAUGCGUUCCUGUCAGUCAGUUGGUCAUAAUAUAAAAAAAAAAUUACUUAUAUUAUAACUGCAAUAGUGUUUUCGUUUUUAUCCUGCCUUUACGCACUAACUAUGCAACCAUUCGACUAGAUUUUUCAAAUAGAGUUAGUAGAAAUUACGAAGAGUAACAUCGGAUACUUUUUAUUCCAGGAAAGCGAAAGAUCCCACGGGAUUUGUUUUAAACCAUAGAAUACGCGGACGAAGAACGCGGCCAGCAGCUAGUAAUAUAAUAAUUACAGUUGAUAUGACCUAAACACCGUUAUAUGAGGUUUAAAAAAAUUAGUUAUCUCCUUUAUUUUCCAAUAAAUUUAGUGUAUAAAUUAAAAUAUAAGUAUAAAUAGUUAAAA
This is a messenger RNA of Pararge aegeria (speckled wood butterfly), 5493 nucleotides long. RefSeq names its product facilitated trehalose transporter Tret1-like. Gene Ontology annotation, biological process: transmembrane transport. Gene Ontology annotation, cellular component: membrane. Lineage: Eukaryota; Metazoa; Arthropoda; Insecta; Lepidoptera; Nymphalidae. Gene Ontology annotation, molecular function: transmembrane transporter activity. The record is from RefSeq and is a predicted model, not a curated record. The transcript is spliced from 3 exons. The coding region runs from base 27 to 1541 and encodes 504 amino acids.